UGCUGACGGGACACCCAGCAGAAACGAAAGUACAUCGAUCGCCCGACUUUUCCGCCAUGGACGACGACGUUCCAGUAUCCAGAGCACACACGAAGACACUUGACCCAGCAUAUCUGUCCAAAGAAAUCUUCUGUAAACCAUCCAAGCCGUGUCAAGAUAUUAUCACUUGGGCGUGGCUAUAAUAACGGAGGAGAUCCCAGUGCCCUUCUGGGCUUCUCUCCAGGUCAGGUCUGUGACUUGGACAUGCUUGAGGGGCUCAUCAAGAAGGCAGAAGCAGCGUCGGACUUCGUAUGGACGGUGGCCAAAUACAUAUGCGAGGAGCUUUCAUUGCUUUGGCCCCAGAAACUGAAGAAGGAUUCGUAUGACGACGAUACCGCGAAGAAAAAGACGGUCCAGGAAACGGAGUGCGAUUGAUAUUACGACCCAGCGAGCGAAGCACGUGUGUGUUCUAAGAAAGUCGGGCCCCAUCACGAAGACCCCGACCUCAUCGGCUGGCUCGACUUUACAGUCGACAUGCAACGCACGCCUUACGGGAUCUGGUUCAAUUCCCCUGGCGGACACAAGUGAGUGAAAACGGGGGAUCGGUUCAUAAUCAGCACCGAGAAGCCGGAAACCCACCCUCUUCCCAGCAUCGAACUCCUUGGUCUUCGAUUUCAUCUCCAGAUAUUGGCAGUCAUGAGCGCAGCAGGUACGGAUGAUAACCUAAAGAUCAUUGAAGACGACGAGGAUUGAGCCCACGAUAAGAGCUGAUAAUAUGCAACGUAUGUUGACCACGAACCGUUGUCAGCCUCUCAUUCCGCCGCUCCCCUGUCUUCAUUC
Messenger RNA from Aspergillus glaucus CBS 516.65, 819 nucleotides. RefSeq lists its product as uncharacterized. The record is from RefSeq and is a predicted model, not a curated record. The transcript has a single exon. Bases 244 to 414 code for a protein of 56 amino acids. Lineage: Eukaryota; Fungi; Ascomycota; Eurotiomycetes; Eurotiales; Aspergillaceae.